CUCUCUCUCUCUCUUAAGUCUUAUAUAUAUGUGAUGUCUACAGGCCAUGGGCUUCAUUCAAAAACUUACAACUUAGAGGAUUGGAUUUGGAUUUGGAUUGGAGAUUGCAGAUUGGAAAAUGGGAAGGGAAUUCAGUUUGGAGCUUGGUCUAUGGCCAUCUUCCUCUGUUUCACAACCAAAAACCUUCCAAUUCUCUGCAAUUCCCAUGACUGUCAACCAUCAGCAGCAGAUCAUGGUUUUCUAUAAUGGAACAUUUUCCUUCUGUGACUUGACUGAACUCCAGGCAAGAGCAAUACUACGGCUUGCAAGCCAAGAGAAGAAUGGCAACGGAAGAUGGGCCAACCCAGAAUGGUUGAGUUUGCAAAUGCCAAAGAAUGGGAAUGGGAAUGCAGGUUUCUCCAUUAAGAAAUCUCUGCAGAGAUUCCUACAAAGGAGAAAGACAAGAAGAAUUCAAUCAAUGUCUCCAUAUCACAAAUUGUAAUAACCAACCCCCCCUCAAAACCCAAUUCAACUUCCAUCAAACAAUCAACAUCAAUCAAAGCAUUCCAAUAUUUUCACUCUCA
Molecule: messenger RNA, 563 nt
Organism: Momordica charantia (bitter melon)
Lineage: Eukaryota; Viridiplantae; Streptophyta; Magnoliopsida; Cucurbitales; Cucurbitaceae
Product: protein TIFY 5A
Source: RefSeq, a predicted model, not a curated record